Molecule: messenger RNA, 2670 nt
Organism: Parnassius apollo (apollo)
Lineage: Eukaryota; Metazoa; Arthropoda; Insecta; Lepidoptera; Papilionidae
Source: the annotation of a GenBank genome assembly
AUGUUUUAUGCACACUUUGUGCUGGCCAAAAAGGGCCCUUUGGCCAAGAUUUGGCUGGCCGCACACUGGGACAAAAAAUUAACAAAAGCUCAUGUUUUUGAAACGAAUAUUGAGAAGUCGGUUGAUGGAAUACUUAAACCCAAGGUGAAAAUGGCUUUACGAACUUCAGGCCAUCUGUUGCUUGGUGUAGUGAGGAUCUAUUCAAGGAAAGCGAAGUAUUUACUCCAAGAUUGUAAUGAGGCUUUUGUUAAGAUUAAGAUGGCCUUCAGGCCUGGUAUGGUGGAUUUGCCUGAAGAACAUAGAGAGGCUGCUAUGAAUGCCAUUACAUUGCCAGAGGUCUUUCAUGACUUUGACACAGCUAUGCCUGAACUCAAUGAAGUGGAUAUUGAGGCACAGUUCUCAUUGAACCAAUCAAGAGCUGAAGAGAUAACAAUGAGGGAGGAUUAUGGUUCCCUAAACCUGGUCACACAUGAUGAUGGCUUUGGUGACAUGGGGUUUGACACUGAACAUCCCGAUAUAAUGAGAGAAGCUAUUGGCACUGAAGGGGCUUUGGAGCAGAGUAACCUGCUGUUUGCGGAGGGGUCUUCAUUGGAGUUGACUGGCAAGGAGGCGGGGCCCAGCGAGCCGCGCGAAGCACCGCGUCUUGAAGCCGCGCCGCAGCACAUGGACGAUGGCUUCGGCGCCACUAUCGCUGAAGUUCCCGACUUCGGACAUGCGGGAGGUUUGUUCGAAGGCGAUCUGUUCGGUGACGUGACGGCGGGCACUUCAGCGGCCGCGGCGGCGGGUCUGCCGGGCACCACCACUCAGCCGCAGUCCUUACAGGCUGAGAUAGAAGCGGCAGGAGAACGAGCUGCUGAGGCUGAAGCUGCGGCCGGCGAAGCGCACGAUUCUGACGAGGAAAUGGGUGACCACUAUGACGCCGGGGCUUCGCCGCCGCACAGCUGGGGCGGGUCGCCGGUGCAGGCGCAGGGCGCGGGCGCGCUGGAGGCGGGCGCCGAGCUCAUGCCGCCGCCCGCCGCGCCGCGCCCGCCCUCCACCAGGCCCAUGGAAGUAGAUGAACCUGAAAUAGCUGCUGAGGCGGUAGCAAGACCAAUAACUCCCGCACCAGCUUUGGACUCCACCACUUUGCUACAAAAUGACGAGGAAUCCUUCGCACUAGCGCCCGUGGACGCCACAGUUCUUAAAGGCGUCACAAAAACAAAGCGAAAGCGCAAGCUGAUCGUGGAUGAAGUAAAGAACAUAUCUGGUGAAGAAAUGAAGAAUCAACUCAGUAACACUUCAGACAUUGUCACUACUUUGGACCUUGCUCCGCCUACUAAAAGACUGAUGCAUUGGAAGGAAACUGGUGGUGUAGAGAAAUUGUUCUCCUUACCUGCCAGGCCUAUACCAUCACAAGUAUUGUUUAAGAAAUAUCAGCGCAAUAUGACAUUAAGAAGCGAAGCAGAAGAGGUUGAGGCAGCACGCUCGCCAGAGCCCGAACCCACGAGACGAGCGGGUCGGAAACGUCGCCAUGAAGAGUUAAUACAGCCUCCAGAAACACCGGCACCACCACCAACGGUAGAAAUGGAACCACCCACACCAGUGCCACAAGAAUAUGAACCAUCAGUUGCCUCCGAGCGUGUCUUCGAGCCCGCUUCACCGCAGAGUCCGCGUAAUGAAGACGUUGAAGCACCUCAGACUCCCGGUGGCAUGCUGAGUACUUUAGGUCCACCCUUAACGCCCGGUGUGUUAGGGCCUUUUACACCUGGUACCCUGCUUGACGGAGGUCUGACGCCUGGCGGCUUACCACAUGGAGCUAUAACGCCAGGCGGACUUCCACAUGGCGGCAUGACUCCAGCAGGACUGCAGCACGGCGAACCGCAGCCUAUGGAUCUGGGUCUGGGAGCAGGUAUGACCCCUGGUGGUAUGACGCCCGGUGGUAUGACGCCCGGUGGUAUGACACCCGGUGGUAUGACACCCGGUGGUAUGACUCCCGGUGGUAUGACCCCAGGUGGCGAUCUAGAUCACGGAGGAAUCACGCCAGUGGGGCUGGAGCACGGCGGGAUGACACCAUCGGAAUUACAACAUGGUGCGCUACUCCAGCAUGGUAUGGGGCAGCUGCCGAUGAUGCCUCAGCUCGGGGGAGAACAAGUAUCAACAUUAUUAUCCCGGACGGUACCUACCACGCAGCCGUUGCAGCAUGACUUACCACACACGGUACCUAUGGAACCACUACCAUUACAUGGAUUGGAUGAACAAACAGAUUAUCAGACUAGUAUGCAAAUGACCAAUUUAGGAUAUGACGAACAACAGCCGCCUCCCAGUCCGCCGCAUGAUUACGAUUUGCCUCUCAGUGUGGAAGCUGGACCAGAGGACGGUCGUGGGGGGUGCGGGGGCAGCGGCACGCGCGAGGAGCGCGAGGCGGGCGAGACCGAGGAGCAGUUCUCGGAGCGCGUGCUAAACCGGCGCGCGGCGCAGCUGUUCGCCGCCAUGCGGCCUGCGCUGGCCGCGCGCCGCAGCCUGGCCUUCGCCGACGUGGCGCCGCCGCACAACACCAGGAAGCAGGUGGCACAGAAAUUCUACAGUUUAUUAGUUCUCAAAAAACAUCAAGUUUUGAAGCUGGAACAGGAAGAAACAUAUGGACCCAUAACAAUAUCAAGAGGCGAACAGUUCGAAACGGAUGCUAUUUAA